AGGAGACGGGGGGUCAAUACAGAAACGUACUCGGUAAUCGCUCAUUCAUUAUGAAUGACAACAAAACUGCCUUAAAGCGGUCGUUUUUCACUAACGUUAGCCUCUUUCUUUUGUAACACCAUAUUUCUGCGACGUACUAUUUUAUUCAUUAUUUACCAAAGCGCAGUACUUCGCGCACUAGCAGCUUCGGAGAAGAUGGAUGUGAACUUUAUAAUCUUUGGCGUUUCAGUAUGCGUCCUCCAGUCACUCGUGCUGUCAUUAGCCAGCCUACAACCCUUCGACCUGCUUUACGAUAGCGGAGUUGACGCUUUUUAUAAAGGGGACUAUAGCGAUGUUGUGCGCUACAUGGAGAGCGCGCUGAACUCUUUCUCUGAAGUGCGCCACACAAGGAUCACGUGCAGGUUGAGAUGCAGAGAUCAGCAUCGUUUUGGUGACUUUAAGGAGGAUACUUUCUUUGAAGUGAUUCUUUAUAGGGCGCAUUGUAUGAAUGAAUGCAUCGAGGGAAAGUUAGGACCUCAGUCUAUGCAUAAAGUUAGUGAAGAUGUCAUUCAAGAUUUCAGCAGAAGAAUUCCCUACAACUACUUGCAGCUUGCCUACAGAAAGCUCGGCCAGCUGGAUAAAGCCGCAUCCGCCGCUCACACUUAUUUCCAGGCCAACCCUGAGCAUGUUGAGAUGGGCGAUGACUUAGAGCAGUACAAAGCCCUUGAGGGCGUAAAAGAGGAACAUUUUGUUGACCUGGAAGCUCGCCCACAUCAGAAAGCCUUCUUUGAUGGAGUGAAGUUCUACGAUAAGAACGACUAUGAAGGGGCUGUGAGCUUCUUCGAAGAGGCUUUGACUGAAUAUUACCGUGCUGAUGUGGAGUGUCGGGCCCUUUGCGAAGGCCCACAUUACUUUCAGGAACAGGAUCAUGUUUUGAACAAAUACAGCCUGUAUGAGCUGAUCUCAGAUCAUUACACGCAGGUUCUUCACUGUGAGCAUGAAUGUGUGAGAGAUCUGGCAACACGCCCCGGUCGCCUGUCACCUAUGGAAAACUACUUGCCCCUCCAUUAUGACUACCUACAGUUUGCAUAUUUCCAAGCGGGGAGGAUUGAGGAGGCUUUGGCAUGCGCUCUUUCAUAUCUGUUGUUCCACGAAGAGGACGAGUUCAUGACCGAGAACGUGCAACAUUACAGAGAAAUACUUGGCCGUGAUGGUCAACCUCGUAAGGAAGCUGAAGAGUACCUGAGACGACACAAACAGGAGUUAGAUCUCCUUCAGAUUGGCAGCCAAAACCUUGGCGUGCCCUACAUUGAAGGGAAUUACUGGAGCAGUACAGGAGGUCGAGAAGAUGCGAACAGGAUUCCUUCAGGUACGGAUGGCUGGAUGGACUAUGUGCCAAUUUCAGCAAAGAAGAACGUUACAGUGGCUGUAGAACUUAGAGAUGGAGGUCCAUUGCUGUAUGAGAAUGUGAGACUUGUGUUAAACUCUGAAGCUCUGAAUGGAUCACAGAGAGUGGUUCUUGAUGAUGUCAUCACUGACGACGAAUGCUCUGAGCUCAAACAACUGGCAUAUAGCGUCACUGCAGCAGGUGAUGGCUACAAGGGAAAAAUGUCUCCGCACACACCCAAUGAGAAAUUUGAAGGGGCAACAGUAUUGAAAACUUUGAAAUAUGGAUAUGAGGGACGUAUACCUUUAAAAAGUGCCCGUCUCUUUUAUGAUGUCAGCGAGAAGGCCAGGAGUAUCAUUGAGUCAUACUUCAUGCUUAAUUCAACUUUGCAUUUCUCAUACACUCAUCUUGUAUGUCGGACGGCCAUAUCUGGGCAACAGGACUACAGGAAUGACCUCAGUCACCCGAUACAUGCUGACAACUGUCUUUUGGACCCAGAGGCCAAUGAGUGCUGGAAAGAGCCACCCGCUUACACCUUCCGAGACUACAGUGCUUUGCUCUACCUGAAUGGAGAUUUUGAUGGUGGAGAAUUUAUUUUUACGGAAAUGGAUGCCAAGACUAUCACUGCCUCGGUUAAACCCAGAUGCGGGCGAUUGGUAGGAUUCUCAUCAGGAGGAGAGAACCCGCAUGGCGUGCGUGCCGUCACUAGGGGGCAGCGAUGUGCUGUGGCCAUAUGGUUCACUUUAGACCCCCUCUACAGGGAACUGGAAAGGCUUCAAGCAGAUGAAGUGGUUCAAUCUUUGGAUGACCAACACAUGUGGGAACACGGCCUGCAUAUAAACCCAAAAGAUGAGUUGUAGUCCGACAGCCAAUGGGAGACAGGCACAGGGUUCAUGUCAAUACAUAUUUAUUUAAUGAUUUGAAUUAUUUUAUUUUUUUACUUUUUGAUGUGAGGAUGUUUUUGUUUGUUUUCAGCCAUUUGGAGAAAAAUUAUAUUAUUUUUAUUAUUGGUACAUAUAAGACCUCAUUUCACAGUUUGACUUUGCAACUGCUGGUUUUCAUCAUUUACAAGAAACAGGGAAUUUGUAUGGAAAUUAUAUAUGACUAAAACUACAUUGAUAUGGUGAAUUGACACUGUAUAACAUUGUAUAUUUAUAGUCGUAAUAGCUGUUUUUGAAUUCUUUUAUAUUCAAUUUUAUUUAACUAAGGAUCAAAGCGACAACAGACUAUGAAAAAUGAGAAUUUGCACAGUUAUGUAUUUACUGUAUACUUAAAAGUGAUAUAGCUGUCAGUUUAUUGUAGUUUUAUUAAAGCACUGUGAUUUACUUUGUCGCACAGUGCUUUCAGAUUUUUUUAUUUUAUCUCAUGCUUUAAAACCAUGGGAUUAGAUGACUGUUUACAGAUAAACUGACUCACAGCUAUUGUGUGGUUUCAUCAUGAUAACAGGCGUCAGCUUUAUAUAUUAGUGACCUUUUUAAUAAAAGAUUGCAUUUGUUCCUGUUUCAAGGAAUUUGAAUUUAAAUGUGGCAUAAAAUUGUCCUUUCCUUUCAAAUUCAUUGACUCCUAAUCCGUGUACAGUUGCUGUGUGCGUUGCACUGAGCUGUUUGAAAUGAAUCAUGUCUGCAGUUAUCUUAGUUUAUUUUAACUGUUGUUGAAUUUCGAGAAAGGAGUAUGGCCACUUUUGUCACUGAUAUUUAAUUACGUGUGUAUUUAUAGUUGUAUGUCAUUCACAAUGAUGUUUGCAAUAUGAUUAAAUUAAAGACUAAAAUA
This is a messenger RNA of Paramisgurnus dabryanus, 3136 nucleotides long. It is a transcript of the gene p3h2, whose product is annotated as prolyl 3-hydroxylase 2. The record is from RefSeq and is a predicted model, not a curated record. NCBI's taxonomy places the organism in Eukaryota, Metazoa, Chordata, Actinopteri, Cypriniformes, Cobitidae. Gene Ontology annotation, cellular component: endoplasmic reticulum. Gene Ontology annotation, molecular function: protein binding; procollagen-proline 3-dioxygenase activity; L-ascorbic acid binding. Gene Ontology annotation, biological process: collagen metabolic process.